Molecule: messenger RNA, 4274 nt
Organism: Prorocentrum cordatum
Lineage: Eukaryota; Dinophyceae; Prorocentrales; Prorocentraceae
Source: the annotation of a GenBank genome assembly
AUGGGCGGCAAGGGCAAGGGAGGGCGCAAGGGCCAGGGCAAGAAGGGCGAGGGCAAGGGCUCUGAGCUUGCAUCCGCAGGCAAAGGUGCUCGUGCGGCGGCUCUUCUCGACGUUCCACACGGAGCUCUGCCGCCUGGUCCUGUGCCCCGCUUGUCCGCCGACGAAGCCAAGCAGCUCGCCGACCUUCACUCGAAAGCUGGAGAAGAGCAGCUGGCAGCUAAGUACCGUGCCAUCGCCGUCUCCCUCGACAAGUCGGAGCGCGCCCCUGCGCCGUCUCUGCAGCAGCAAGUUCAGUCCGCCCAUGCUGCUGUCCGCCGCAAGGAGCGGGCACUUCAGGUCGAGUUCGCGAAGCUCAAUCGCUGGAGGGCUGAGCUGGAGGAGCAGCGCAAGAAAGUGGCUGAGCUUCAUUCUGAGUUGGGCGAGGCCGGCGCCGCUUACAAGAAAGUCGUUUUGGAGCUGCGGCUGCAGGUGCCUUCUGAGCCUGCGCCCGCAGCGGUGGCCCAGGUCACUCUCGAGCAGCUGGUGGGCGGCACCGUCUCCAUCGACCAGGUCAUCUCGACUGACGUGCUCGAAGUUGCUGAUGGCGCCUACGACCUGGAGGAGCAAGACCGUAAGGAUUCAACAGCGCAAGCCAUUGCUCGGGGCCGCUGCCUAGCCUGCAAGUGUCGCGCUCCUGACAGCCCAGCGUUACUGCUGGUCUCUCUUUAUCUUCACCACUCCGUGCGGCCCGACGCCUCCAACGGGGGCAUCCUCAGCGACCUGGGGGAGUUCGUGAGCAGUCAGUCGGAGGAUUACAUCAUAGGUGGGGACUUUAACUUCGGGCCAGACUUGUUAGAAGGCAUGGGAUUUGCUAAAGCUGUGGGGGGUCUCCUGAUCACCACCCCCGACAAUACCCACUAUCCUUCCUUGGGUGACCCAGCCAAGUUUGACUACUUCGUGGUCUCGUCCCCCCUGGCCAAGGGCCUCAGCGAGGCCAAAGUCCGUCUGGACACGACGCUCAACCCCCACCGCCCCGUGUCGCUCACUUUUCACCCCCGUCUGCGUCAAUUGAAGGCUCUCGCCUUUCGCAAGCCGCCGCCCUUGCCUGUGGACCCCCCGUUCGGCCCCAGGCCGCAGGAGUGCAGCACUGAUUGGGAUCUGGUGCUUGACCUGGUCAAUACUGCUGUGGACAGAGUGUCCCUUGGGGACGGUGACGGGGCUGCUGCCCGGCUCUCUGAAGGGUACGGUCUCUGGGCGAAUAGAGCUGAACUUGAUCUUGCGCGGGUCCUGGGGGCCGACCUCCCUGUCUAUGGGUCCCGCGGAAAAACUAUUGAGACGUUUUGGAAGCCCAUCUGCCAGGCGUGUCCUCCUUCCAAGGACCCCGUUUCCCGCGGUCUGAAGUGGUUGGAGACCCAGCUCAAGGCCUUGAGAUCUGAGGACAAGGCGGAUCAGGACACGCGGUCCCCGCCUGCUUUCUCGGAUUGCGUGGCUGAUGUUGAUCAGCUGCUCGCAUCUCUCGCGCCGUGCCUAGAGGAGGCCGCUAAGGACUUUGCUAAGGCUUUUGAUGGGGCCCUGUCGUUUGCUUCGAUGCGUUCGGCCUGGGAAGUCACCUUCGGCAAGGCUGACUGGUCCUGGGCCAAGGUGAGGGGUCCUGUCUCGGCCCUCAGUUCUGCGAUGCUAGCGGGCUACCAGAUUAGCGACAUCUGCCAGCUGUGCCACUCCGAGGCUGACGCUUACAGUGACUGCGCUAAUGUCGUUAAGCAGUACUCCCUAGGUCAGGUCAGGCCCCUGCCGCUGGGGGCCGGCCCGUGCAGCGUGCCCCGCCAGCGGAGCGGCGAGGGCCUCCUCGAGGGCCUGCCACGGGCCUACGCGCUGCUGCAGCUCGCCCUCAUAUGGGUCUUCACGCUGCGGAACGCAAACCGCGUCCCCACGGAGGCCGCUCUCGAGUGGUUCACCCGGUCCGACCACCUCGUGCACGAGAUCAAGGCAUUGCGGAGGCGCGCCCUCCGCGAGCGCGCGCGCGGCGCCGCGGCGCUGCCCGCGGCCGCGCCGGAGCUGCGCGUGCCGGGGCUGAGGGUCGGCGUGGUUUCCAUCUGCGCCUACCCCCCCGACCACCCGCUGGAGCUGAAGUCGCUGACGCCGGCGAACCGCAAGCUCUACGCAGAGAGGCACGGCUACGGACUCCACGUGCACAGGCAGCACCCGAUGCCAGGCCAGGGGGUCCACAUCCAGCACGCCAAGCUGGCCCUGAUGGCCAGGUAUCUUCGCAGCGGGGAAUACGAUUGGGUGGCAUGGUUCGAUUGCGACAGCAUCCUCAUGACCCCCGAGAAGACCCUGGACUCGAUCAUUUACCAGUUCGCAGGAGGCGCGCCCGCGGAGCCCGUGCCCGAGGGCGCGGGCCCCCCCCCCUGGCACGUCGCCCUGGUGGACGGCGGCCUCUCCGGCGAGCCGGCCGGCGGCGGCGCCGACGAGGCCUGCGCCGCGGCCGCAGCCGACACACCAGACGCACCGCGGCCGCCGCCUGGGCCGGUGGGGGCGCCCGGCCGGAACCAGACGGUGGUGGGCUUCCUGCUGCACGAAGGGAGCUGCAACACCGACGAGGGCUGCCGCGCCGUGUCCCGCGUGCGGGUGCACCCCGGCGUGUCGUACAGGGUGCGCGUGAGCACGGCGCUGGUGGACAUGGAGGACGACUCCGAGAAGUUGGCGUCCAUCUCCGUGGGCGGGCGCGCGCUCGGGGAGUGCAACCCGUCCCCCGAGAGCGACUACGCCUGCGGCUUCUUCGACUGCUUCGCCGAGGAGCUCGUGCCCGGGGACGCGACCGCGGGCGGCGAGGUCACCGUCGAGGCCCACGCCGUCCGCACGCACGACGACUGUCUGUGCAGCCGCGAGGAGGGCCUCUGCUACAACCGGGCGGUGGCCGCGCUGCUGGAGGCCCGUGGCCUGGAGCCUCUGGGCACGUCCUGCGGCAUGUUCCUGAAGCUCACCUUCACACCCGAGCCGGAGCGGCGAGAGCCCGCGCCCGCGGGGCCGCCGCCACCACCGCCGCCGCCCCGCGGGGAGGCGGCGGAGCGGGCGCCGGACGGGGAGCCCGUGGUGGGCUGGGUGGCCCACGCUGGCAGCUGCAACACCGCGGGCGGCUGCCGCGCCACGGCGUGGGUGCGCGUGGACCCGCGCGCGCAGUACGUCGCCGCCGUGUCCACGGCGCUCAUCGACAUGGAGGACGAGACGGAGAAGCUGGCGUCGGUGGCCGUGGGCGGCCGCGAGCUCGGGGAGUGCAACCCGGCGCCCGCCAGCGACUUCGACUGCGGCCUCGCCGACUGCUUCCAGGGCGAGGCGGUGCCCUCCGAGGCGGUGCGCGGCGGCUGGGUGCUCCUGGAGGCCCACGCGGUGCGCACCAACGACGACUGUGCGUGCGGCGACGGCGCCUGCCACGCGGCGCCUCUGGCGGACAUGUACAGGGCCAUGGGGGAGAACGCCUCCGAGCAGAGCUACGGCAUGUACGUGAGGUUCACCCUGACCCCAGUGGGUCCCACAGGCGCGCUGCCCGCGGGGCCCUCCGCGGCUGCGGUGGGCGCCGCGGCGGCGGUGGGAUCGCCGGGCCGUGCAGGGGGCCGCGGGGAGCCGCUGCCCGACGAGGUGGUGGAGGCCUACGUCGGCCACGUCGGGAGCUGCAACACGGACGAGGGCUGCAGGGAGUCAGCGACCGUCCGCCUGAACCGCCAGGUCGCCUACCGCGUCCACGUCUCCGCGGCCAUGGUCGACAUGGCCGAGGACUCCGAGAUGCUGCCCGCAGUGAGUGUUGGGGGUUUCGAUCUGGGAGAGUGCAAUCCCCCCGCCGCUGACGACUUCGACUGCGGCUACUGGGACUGCUUCCAGGAUGUGGAGCUCCCGACGGAGAUCACCGCCGCCGGGACAGUGACGCUCGAGGCUCACUCCGUCAAGACCAGCAACGACUGCCACUGCAACCGCCUGCAUGGCCACUGCUACAGCGCCAUCGGCGCAGCGGUCGGGGAGGCGGUCGGGGAGGAGCUGACCACAGACCCCAGGUACGGGAUGUUCGUGAGGUUCACGUUCACGCCCGCGGCGCCCGAAGACGCUGGCGGCGGCGGCGGACUGCCGGUGCGCCGCGGCGGGCGCGCUGCCCGCCUGGGCCGCGCUGCGCCACCGCGGCGCGGAGUGCGCCGGCGCCGACGUGCUCCUCGGGGUGGACCUCCCGCUGGAGGCCUGCCUCGCGAGGUGCCUGGAGGUGGACGGGUGCCGGCUCGUGGCCGCGGGUACGGGGCAGAAGGCGGGCC